Molecule: messenger RNA, 3964 nt
Organism: Hippoglossus stenolepis (Pacific halibut)
Lineage: Eukaryota; Metazoa; Chordata; Actinopteri; Pleuronectiformes; Pleuronectidae
Exons: 4
Coding region: 388-1185 (265 amino acids)
Source: RefSeq, a predicted model, not a curated record
GGCGAAAAUCACUGUGAGAGCCGAACGCAGUGAAAUGAAGCCGCAACACAUCAAAGCUCGUCAUACAAGUCUCUUCUUGUGGCAGCAUCUACAGCUUCAUGAAUAGGCCUUCACGCCCCCGUCUCCCCGUUUCUUUCACUUUCUGUCACUCUUGCAUGCUCUCAUCUCUCUCCCUCACACACACACACAAAAACACUUCCUUGUCCUUAGUUUUGACGUUCACUUGCCUUCCCACUAAUCAUUAACGUUCUGCACAAAGGGCGAAGUCCGAAGGAGAAAAUACACAGAACAGCCCUGUUGUGGAGGAGAGAGGAGGAGAGUACGAGUACCAGAGAAGAGCUGCAGAGAGGCAUCGAUUCCCCCGAGUGAAAUGCCAACGAGCUGACAAUGGAGUUCACAGCACUACACGUACUCUGGCUUUUACCUAUAUUCACUUUGACAACUCAAGAGCUGGUGGGACUAAGUGUGAGUCCCCAGAUUACUACAGACUGUGGCAAACAGGUUACUCUACAGUGCAAAGUGUCCCCGUCUCCUACUGGACUGUCAAUCAAACAUAUGGAGUGGUCCCACAGCAAGACAUCCUUUUGUUCCGUGAACAGCGAAGGAAACAUUUCAUACAACAGUAACACAGUAAGGGACUUCCACUGCGAGUUUGAAGAAGAACAGUUGUCCCUCAUCUUUCACAAAGUGCAGCCACAGCAGGAGAGCGGGAACUCGCAGCGCUACAGGUGCAAACUUCACUCCAACAAGGGAGCUCUGCACAAAUACACAACUGUGGAGCUAGAGGAUUGUGCUAGGAUGGUGCAGGGAGAUUUAACAAGCGACGGCCCCUCUUGCACCUUCGACGGCGUCCACCCAGACGGAGACGUGCACUGGUUUCAAGGCUCCCACAAUCUCUCAGCCGGCUCCAUAAAGCAGAACACGACUAAAAGUGUAGAGAAAGGGGGCUGGCUGACCAUCCACAGUGACCUGGAGAGGAAAUGUUCAGACGGGCCCUACAACUGCUCCUUGAUGAGCAGCAAAUCUGGGAGAUACGUGGCCAGUGCUUUAAUACAGAGUACCCAAGUCUGGAGGAUGGAUACCACAAGAUCACAUUCACAAUCACCCAACAAUGGAGUCGGAUCACUGGGACCCAUGCGGAUGCUUCUGUGUAUUUCAGUCUUACUCGCUGUAGCUCUGAAAUAACGGAAGUAAAUCCAUAUCAUGGACGGUGAUAAAAUAUCAGGGUGAGGUGGUGAUUGACAUUUGUUAAAGCAACACUAUGUAACAUUUACCGAGAAACAGCGCCACCUGCAGCCACAUGUGGUGAUAAAUUCGGUUGGGUUCCAUUUCCCAGCAGUUAAGUGCUUUUCAUGUUGACUGGAACUGUGACUGUGUCGUCCCACUCACAACAUAACGGCCGAUAUUCCACAUGGUUCCUGAUCCAGAAGAGCUGCCACUGUAACAAAUACAUCGAACUCUGUUUGCAAUUCUUGAUUUUUAAAAGUUAGCACUGUUACCUCACAGCAAGAAGGUUUCAGGUUCGAAUCCCAGUUUUCUGUGGGUACUCUGGCCUCCUCUCACAGUCCAAAGACACACAGAUCGGAGUUAGUUAGAGACUCUAAAUUGUCUGAUUGGUUGUUUGUCUCUGUAUGUUGGCCCUGUGAUAGGUUGGCGACCUGUUCAGGGCAGACCCCGCCUCUCAACCAAUGUCAUCUGGGAUUGGCUGCAGCUCCCUCAAUAAGAUAAGCGGUAUAGAUAAUGGAUUUAUGGAUAUCUUAAAAGUUUCCUCACUAACUAUAAACAGAGAUAAAUGCUGUGUUUUCAUUAAUUUCAAGUCUUUUAAACGUAUCUACAGUCCUGCAUUACUUCUGAACUUGCUGGUCCUGAUUCGGACUAUUUAGAUUGCGACCAUCAGUCAGUUACUUCUCACAGGAAAUCAAGUAACACAAGUUACACAGAGCAAGAAUUGACAUUCAGGGUGAGGAGCGGGAACAAGGUUUGAACCAUUCUCUCUGUCAGUGAACCAUCAAACUAAUUCUGAAGCUUCUGUUUUUAGGUUAAAAGUUGCAUGGUGUUGCUUUAAAGACAACAAGUAACAAUGAGGUACUCUUUCUUUCAAUACCCUCGGCGAAGCAGUAAAGUGAGUCAUCUCACAGGGCCCAGGGGUGAAUUCUUCUUCUUGUUAGCUCUUGGCUGAAGUGACUGUGGAAACAAGUGUAGAGAGGUGAUAACAAGGGAGCCGAUAAUCAUUACACUGUAUAAAAUACCUUUGUUGUUUUACACACACACACACACACACACACACACACACACACACACACACACACAUUCAAUGAUCUGCAAACAGGAGGAGUUAUUUUUGGCUACCCUUUCAGUUUAGUCCAGCACUAUUAAUCAUCUUGCCACAGGUUUUACACGAGGUAUACUUAUUUCUGAAAGGGUGACAUGAACACGUCAGAUGACAGGCGUGUCCACAGACGUCUGUGUGUGACGAUGAAAAUUAAAUCUGGCAAACAGAAUGCAGACAUCAAAAGUUGGGCUCUGCUGUAAAUUCCCUUAAAAAAACACAACACCAGGAGUGGAGCCUGCGGCUUAAUUUGACGCAACACGGGAAACCUCACCCGGCCCGGACACGGAAAGGAUUGACAGAUUGAUAGCUCUUUUGUGUGUGAAAUAUCAAACAGCUGAACUCUGAGGUUUGUGUGUGGAUGCUGCCCCCUGGUGAACAUAGUUGUGGCUGCUGCUGUACGACUAAAGGGAAUGAAGUGAAGAAAUGACACUAAAAAUAUAACAAUCAGCAGUUUUCAUCGGAACUUUUUUCCCCUGUAGAAAGUAGUUCUGAUAAAACCGGUUCACAGUGUGAUGGAGGUACAUUGAGAGUUUUUUUAUGUGAUGUGAAAUCUGACCAGUGGGCUAGUUACAGCAGAAAUGGGUAAGAAGACAGACACAUAUCAUGUCUCCUGUGUCCUCUGUCUCUCACUGCCUUGCGGUGGUGCAGCUUGAAGCUGUAGAGGACAAACUCAGCACAGAGGCUAAAACUGGGCCUGUUUAACGGCUCAGUGCUCCCUCUUCAGACGGGACGUUUGAGAGCCUUUUCAAGUCAGAGCAACUCUCUGCUAAUGGGGCCACUAAAUGGCUCCUACACAGAGGCAGGUAGAGCUUUUAGCAAGACGUGGCUGCGACCGAGAGCCCGCUGGGUGAAUUAACAAGAGGUCACCUUGACUAUUGCAGUGCACACAGAUGCAUCCAGGCAUGGGCCUGACACACACACACACACACACACACACACACACACACACACACACACACACACACACACACACACACACACACACACACACACACACACACACACACACGGACACAAACACCUCUAUUAUGUAAUAAUUGUUUCUCUUAUGAGAUUUUAAUAUAAUCAAAGCAAUUUUGAUAAAUGGUCACACAAAACAAUGCUUCACACGCUGAGUGAUUGACAGCAUUAUUUUAAAUGGCUGUAUAUAUAUUUUUUUAAAUUACCUCAUCAAUGUAGCCUCAAAAGAAUCUCUUUGCUUUAUAGGCAGCUGUUUGUUUAUCUCCUACGUUGUUGACAUGUUAAGAUAGUUUGAUCUUUUAUUUGAUUAAAGCGUAAUAGUUUUUGUGGCUUUACUGAAUAUUAAUAAUCUUUGUAAGGUUCAACUGUUUUUUAUUUGAGAUUUUAUUUUAUCUGAAACUGAUGUUUACAAAAAAAAAAUCCUAUGACAUAAUAACUGCUGGAAGUUUUAAGACUUUAAAGAGGAAUAAAUAACAUGUGUCAAUAAAAAGAUUUUUAGGUAUAUUGUGGUUUUCUCUCUUAAAUCAUGUUAUUAUGUGCUGAGGCUUCCACUGUGUAUUGGACCACGCUUUAUGUCAUUUUAGAUAACAGCUUCUGACAAAUGAAUAAAUGUAAAUAACAGUGUAUUUAGUGAGUACUAAAACUUCCACGUUUAAAAUUUCAAAAUAAAAG